AUGUCCAAGGCCGCGCUCAAGCGCAUCUGCAAGGAGGCGGGGGGCUUCAGCACGCCGAGCCUGAACGACAAGCUCUACGGGAACUACAAGGGCUUCACCGCCAUCGCGAACCUCGAGGAGUACACCGGUCUGAAGGCCGUGUUCCUCGAGGGCAACGCGCUGGACUCGCUCGAGGGCCUCCCCGCGCUCCCGGAGCUCAAGUGCCUGUACGCGCAGCAGAACUGCAUCCACGACAUCAGCGGCCUCGAGGGGUGCCCGCUCCUGGCGCACAUCGACCUCUCGCGCAACCGCAUCAAGGUCGUGGAGAACCUGGACCACCUCGAGCAGCUCGCGACGCUCCAGCUCGCCGGGAACGACCUCACGGACAAGGCCUCGAUCGCGCACCUGGCGCGCUGCAGCGCCGUCGAGACGCUCGACCUGUCGGACAACCGCAUCGACGACCCCGCGGCGCUCGAGGUGCUGCAGAGCAUGAAGCAGCUGCGCUGCCUGUACCUCAAGGGCAACCCGAUCGUGUCGGCCACGCGCAACUACCGCAAGGCCGUCAUCGCGGCGCUGCCCAACCUGUCCUACCUGGACGACCGCCCCGUGUUCGACCUGGAGCGGACGACCGCGGAGGCGUUCGCGGAGGGCGGGAUCGAGGCCGAGCGCGAGGCGCGGCGGGCGUUCAAGGCCGCGGAGGACGAGCGCCACAAGCAGAACAUGCAGCACAUGUGGGACAUCCGGGAGGCGGCGUGGAAGAAGCGGCGGGAGGCGAUGGGGCAGGACCCGGACGCCCCCGGGGACCCCGCGUUCGACGACCUCGACGACACCGAGUGGACCGAGCCCGAGGAGCCGCCGGAGCUCGUCGCGGCGCGCCGCAAGCUCGCCGCGUACACCGCGCGCCCGGGCGAGGAGGAGCCGCCCGAGCUCACCGCCGAGCGGACGCGCCUGGCCGCCGAGGGCCGCGCCGUGGUGGACGCGCAGUGGUCGGCGCUGGCGCCCGGCGACGAGAACGCACGGCGCACGGAGGGCGCCGCGGGCGUCGGGCGCGACGACCAGGGGUCCGGGGAGACGUCGCCGUCGUCCGGGCCGCGCGAGGGCGUCAAGGCGGAGGCGUCCGACCUGCCGGACCUGGAGCCGCUGUCCGUGCAGCCGUCCGAGGCCAGGGCGGCCGCGGGGGGCGACGCGCUGGACGGGCUGGACUAG
Molecule: messenger RNA, 1185 nt
Organism: Pedinophyceae sp. YPF-701
Lineage: Eukaryota; Viridiplantae; Chlorophyta; Pedinophyceae
Source: the annotation of a GenBank genome assembly